AUGGAACGAAGGCGUCGGGCAUGUAUAUCACACAAGAUGAACGCAUUACACAGUUUGGCUAUGAAUAUCGUCGGUUUAGAUCCUGAAGCGCAACACAAAGCAGAAAAAGUCGAUAUACUCACGACGUGCUGUAAAGUAUUGGAGCAUGUUGCAAAGGUUGCUCGCGAACAACCAGUACUGCAGUCUUGGCUGCACCAGUUCCAAUCAAAACUCCCAGAACUGACGGCUGCCGCCACGUUUACGACGAACGUAAAUAGUCAUAGCAGAACCCAUCCCCUCGAUCUCGAGAAUAUAGGAUCCAGCGGAUUUAGCCCAAGUUCCUGUUUGGAAAUUGACGAAAGCAACCGUCCGAUCCCCAGCAUUUCAAGCAGCCCCUUGACUCGCAGUGUUAGCAACUCUAGUUCGAGCGUUCCUCCGACUCCGAUGCAAAAGAGUCGUUCGUGUUACUCAACUGACAGUGGAGUAUGCAGCCCGCAUGAGAAUACCACGGAACACCGGAGCGUGGGACCAGGAAAAAAUAUGCUCCAGCAGAACCAAAGAUUUGUCCAUUUCCGUACUUCAUUUGCACAAACAGAUCACUCAGAAGCUUUAUCUCAUCGACCCUAUCCAUUUCGGUCCCCUUUAUCGUCAGUACUGAACAGGCCAUUUCAGAAUGCGGAGUUUUCUUUAGAGCCUGCUGUGCUUACGCUGAGGGCAUCACCACCGACUGCGUUCAGGCGAGUUGAAACGACUAAACCAACCGGUACGCUGUCCGUUUGGAGGCCGUAUCUUUAAGUUUUCCUUAUGACUUGCCACAUGUAUAUAUCGAAGAACGAUGCUGUACCUGAAAUCCUAUGUACUAGUUUUUAUACACGCUGUAAUUUUCUU
Dicrocoelium dendriticum is the source of this 867-nucleotide messenger RNA. The record is from the annotation of a GenBank genome assembly. Lineage: Eukaryota; Metazoa; Platyhelminthes; Trematoda; Plagiorchiida; Dicrocoeliidae.